Messenger RNA from Penicillium nucicola, 651 nucleotides. Its product is annotated as putative BAP31 domain protein. NCBI's taxonomy places the organism in Eukaryota, Fungi, Ascomycota, Eurotiomycetes, Eurotiales, Aspergillaceae. Bases 1 to 651 code for a protein of 216 amino acids. Gene Ontology annotation, biological process: endoplasmic reticulum to Golgi vesicle-mediated transport; intracellular protein transport. The record is from RefSeq and is a predicted model, not a curated record. The transcript has 4 exons. Gene Ontology annotation, cellular component: endoplasmic reticulum; endoplasmic reticulum membrane.
AUGACUCUUUAUUACAGCCUCGUGUUUCUUCUCCUGGUGUUCGAGAUGGCGGUGUUCCUCGCUCUCGUCAUCCCUCUGCCGCACACCAUCAAGCGCAAGCUCUUUGCCUUCAUCUCAGAGAGCCCGAUUAUUGCUAAGCUACAAUACGGAUUGAAGAUCACAUUCAUCUUCAUUCUGAUUCUGUUCAUUGACAGUGUCAACCGCGUGUACCGCGUGCAGCAGGAGCUUUCGGCUUUCACCAAGGAUGGCCCCGCCGUUGGUGCCUACAGAGCUGCCCACCUCGGGACCGACCGCAUGGAAGUCCAAGCCCGCAAGUUCUACUCCCAGCGCAACAUGUACCUUUGUGGUUUCACCCUGUUCCUUUCCUUGAUCCUCAACCGCACCUACACCAUGAUUCUCGAGGUUCUCCGCCUUGAAGACCGUGUCAGACUCCUGGAAGGCGAUAAGAAGGCCGGCGGCAAGGACUCUGCCCGUAUCGCCGAAGCCGGAUCCGUCGGCGAGAUUGGCCGCCUGAAGGAGGUCAUUUCCGCCAAGGACCGCGACAUUGAAACCCUUAAGAAGCAGUGUGAGGGUCUGACCCGCGAAUACCACAGCCUCGGCGAUAAGGUCUCCACCUCAAAGGGUGAUGACAACGAGAAGAAGGACCUGUAA